AAAAGGUUUUUCAAACAGUUCUCUGAUUGGUCUGCGUUACGUGGUCUGCGUAGUGACGCAUACGGAAAAAGGACGCACAACAAUUCUAGCAUAUGGCUGGGACAGCUGACUUUCCAAGAAUUUCUCUGAAGCCAGAAGUUACUGAGUAUCUGAGGAGUAUCUUCCUAAACAAGGAGAUGCUGGCUGCUGUAGGUCACCAAGAAGCAGAGUGUCGUUUCCAGAAGCUGCUCACAUGUUUGUCCCACCCACCUUCAUACACAUGUGUCCGAGCCAGCACACAUCUGGUUCCUCUGGAGGAGAUCCAACGCAAGCUACACGAGGAGCUGAAGCAGCAGACAAGAGAGGUAGCGUCUGUGCAGAUUGUUCCCCACCCAAGAAUUGCAGAUGUGCUGCUUCUUCCUGUUGAUGGGCCGAGACCCGUGGAGCAGCUCAGCUCAGAGGUAGUGGUUGGCGCUCAGUGUGGCAGCGCCUUACUCAGAGGAGCUCACGUCUUUGCUCCCGGGAUCAUCGCCUGCCCCAAGUACAUGAAGGUGGGGGACAAAGUCUCUGUCUUCUCCGAUUUGGAGGGAAGGUGCACACGAGGAGCCACAAGCUUCCAGGGGAACAAGGUGUUUGUGGGAAAUGGAGUUGCUGAAAUGAAUCGCUCACACAUCUUCUGCUCGGAUAAACCUCUCAGAGGUGUCGGUGUUCGGAUGGUGGACCCUCUUUACCAGAGUCCCCCUUUCGACGGCGUCUUGCCCAGCCUGGUCUUCUUACAGAACCUCCCCUCUGUGGUUGUGGGACACGUGCUCGGACCUCAACCCGGAGAACGGAUCCUGGAUAUGUGCGCUGCGCCUGGAGGGAAGACCUGCCACAUCGCUGCUCUCAUGAGGGAUCAGGGAGAAGUCGUGGCCUUGGAUCGAAUCCGAAACAAAGUUGAGCGGAUUCGUCAGAACGCACAAACGUUGCAUUUGCAAAGUAUCAAAGCGUUUUGUUUCAACAGCGUUGAUGCUGUGAGCGAUGACCCGCCACAGCAAACCGAAGGACCUCCUUUUCCUCCGGAGAGUUUCGACCGGGUUCUGCUGGACGCUCCCUGCAGUGGACUGGGUCAGAGACCCAACAUGGCCUGCUCCUGGAGCCUCAAGGAGAUCCGUUCCUACCAGCCGCUGCAGCGCAAGCUGUUCCAUGCUGCGGUGCGAUUGUUGAAGCGCGGUGGCGUUUUGGUGUACAGCACCUGCACAGUUACUCUAGCAGAGAAUGAGGAGCAGGUAGCCUGGGCUCUCAGUACCUUCCCCUGCCUCACGCUGGAGCCUCAGGAGCCUCACAUCGGUGCCGAGGGCAUGCUGGGAGCCGGUCUGUCGCCUGAGCAGCUUCGUCUCCUCCAGAGGUUCAGACCUGAGCUGAGCUGGGACCAGACUGAGACGAAGGUCCCACUCAUCAGCAGAGUAGACGGGGACACGAUUGGCUUCUUCAUCGCUAAGUUCCUGAAGAACUGACUAAGUCGAGACUACGAGUGCAGAGUUGACAUUAAAACGCUCAGUGUUAUCAAUGAGCUCGGUCCCCUUUACAGCGUCUGCCUCCUAACAGCUGCAGGCCACAUACGAGUGAGGGAGAGUCUAGCGGGGGUCUCCAUAACAACCGUGAUGACACAGCUGCCAUGGUGACGGUGGAUUCUCUGGAUCUGGGAAUGGAGAUCAGGAAGUAGCAUGCAGAAAGAGGUCAGAGGAGAAAUUAACAAUUUAGUGUUUGGUAGAAACGACCAGGUCGAGUGGCUCUGGUGUCGGGAUCAGAGCGAGCUCUUAAAGGCUCACCUGUUAGUGUUUUAUAUAUGAAAUAAAAGUUAGUUUUUAUUUAAAAAAAACUUUUUCACAUUUUAAUUUAAUCAACUUUUUAAGGUCAUCUCUAUUUUUUUUAAAGAGAGUUAAAUUAGAGGUGGAAUAGAACCAGCAACCCUCUACCAGUAAGCCACGAAUAUGAAUAAAAAUAUUUUGUAAACUUCAUCUUUAAGAAGAAAAGGUCAGAAUUUGGUCGCUACAAUAGUAACUAAAUUUGUCUAAUCUUACAUAAAACUGCAGGAAGAUUUCAACAAAAUUUCAAAAACUCAGAAAACUACAACUUCUGCUCCAUCGCUGGGAGGAAACCCGAUUGUCUGUUUUGGUGGCAGCUCCUUGUGAGGAUCUCUAUUUUUUGACGCAUCCCCCUCCGUGUUGUCAUUGAUGUCGGUGUUGUCAUGACGACUCAGGGCGCAGGCUGGCGAGUCUACCUUAAUUUUUCAGCAGUUUCUCGCGACUAUUUUUAGACGUGUGCGAGUCUUCUGAUGAAGCACAUCAACAUCCUCUCCAGCUGCUCCGGUUUCUCUGUUUACAGCUUAAAAUCUGUCCAGUUCUAAAGAUAAGCUUCAUCAGUCGGAGUUAGCAGGUGGAAGCUCUUCACAUGUUCUAAAGGAUCCAGGUGGAGGACUUUGGAUGAAAAGAAACGUCAUCUGGCAGAAACUCCAAACAGUUAUUUUAGAAAUGAAUAAUUUUAAUUUAAAGUGUACUGAACAAACUGUCUCGUAAUGAACAUUCAAUGUACUGUAAGAAGUGGGAGUUCAGGUGGGACUUAAACAGCAAUUAUUAGAAAAUGGGUCAGACUUGAUAAAAGAUGAACCAGAACGGAGGAAUUCUCCAAGAGCUGAGCUGUCGUUUCAAAUCAGAAGAAAAAGUACAGAAGAAGUUUCAGUGCUCUAAAUGUUCCUGGACCCACACGAAAAACAGUUGAGCUCGUUUUUCCAGUAAGGCAAGACCAAAGGUGGUGGAAAAAUGUCAAAACUAAAGGUUAGAAUUUAAAAAUUAAAGCUGAACGUUAAAUUAAAGGUAAAGUUUGACAGUUUGGGAGAAAUGCUUCCCUGCUCUUCCUAAAUGUGUUUUUCAGUGUAACAAUUGUAAGUAUUAUUACUCUUAAAGCUGGGGUACAUAGUUUCAAAGCCACUUAAAGGUGCAGUAUGUAAGAAUAUAGUGAGAAUUUUACAGUGAGAAAAUCGCAAAAGAGUCUAAUGUUUCAGUCUUUUUGGAGGGAAGGUUAUACUGAAACGUGUUUCAUAUCCAGCUGGCUGUGAGAUUGUCAGUUUUUCUCCUUUCAAAACAAAGGAAGGAGGGACAUAACUGCCGUUUACCGUCAGUGACUGUGGGGGUGUGGUGUCUCCUGCGAGCUAAUACUGCAGCGCCCAAAAUUGUAAUUUGACAACGAGCGGCAAAAAUCUCCACAGUUGUUUAAAGUGGCUGCAGUAACCAAAUUUUACCACAGGAUGUCAUUUUUACUUAAUCUCUACAUAAUGCACCUUUAAAAAUGCUUUAAUUUGACUAUCUGACCCUGUUCUAUAAUAAAAGUAAAUAAUCUUUCAUUGUUUACAUUUCCCCAAAAGCCGCCUUUCCACCGCACAUGAAAGCGCCACAAAACGGUCACGAAACAUGCAUCAUGGCAAUUAGUCGCCAUUAUAGUGGACAGGCUCCAUUCCAUCGGCAGCAAAGUCUAAUGUUUUGGACGCGUCCCAGAAGAUUUGGGGUGCUAUCAUUACGUUUCGACUCUAUUUUUACGAUCUACGCUUCCAAAACUUGUCAAACUCUGCAGUUCCGAUCAGGUCAAACAGGAAGUGUAAAACAUCCGGAAACUUUCAAAAUAAAAAUCUGCUGAUAAACGUACAUAAUUUUCUGUUAAAACCCCGUAGCCGAUGUAAACAGAACAGAAAAUAGGCCACAGACGUUUUUAGAUACAUGCAGCUAUCUUUCUUCUUGCUUGUAACUUCCAAAAUCACGUGUGAUCUUUCAAUUCUCCUGUGGUUUUGUGACCUCAGGGGAUCAGCUGAGUGGAACGCUUUUGCUCUUAUUUAGUGUCUCCUGGUUGGAAGGGAGCUGUCGGGUAAAACUCCGUCAUUUUGUAACACGUCACUUUCACAUCUAAUGGAAAGAGGCUCACAGGAGCCUAGAGCGCUGACCAAAAUAUUUGCGUAUCCUCAACAGGGAGCUGUCAAUCAACCAGAAUGUGCCCCAGUACCCAGCGUGCACUAGGGUUAGCUUAGCACACCUACCUAGCUUGAAUGCUAAAUCAACUUGCAUUGAAUUAAUGUCACACCUCAUUCACACCAGCUGCAGAUAUGAAUGCAGAGUUCUAGAAAGUUCUCGCAUUUAGUCAUGAAGUAAAAAAAAAAAUGACAUGAGCCAGACAGGAAGC
Nothobranchius furzeri (turquoise killifish) is the source of this 4188-nucleotide messenger RNA. It is a transcript of the gene nsun6, whose product is annotated as NOP2/Sun RNA methyltransferase 6. The record is from RefSeq and is a predicted model, not a curated record. NCBI's taxonomy places the organism in Eukaryota, Metazoa, Chordata, Actinopteri, Cyprinodontiformes, Nothobranchiidae. Gene Ontology annotation, biological process: RNA methylation. Gene Ontology annotation, molecular function: RNA binding; RNA methyltransferase activity.